CGCCGGAGCGCAGACGCAUCAGGUGCGCACAAGGACGGUCUCCAAGGCGCGGAGCGGAGACUGAUGCAUGCCGUACAGAGCAAUAGAUAGCUUUGUUUUACGCCUAUUAUUGAUGUGAUGUGUAAGAAUAAAACGAGGGAUUUGCCGAAACCGUAAGACAAAGAGAACAGUGUCUACAGGAGCGCUCAUGGAGACGCACCAGACCACAAACCCGUGCGCUUAAAACUGUCAUGAAGCAGUAGCAGUAGCAGUAGCAGCAGGACGCAGACCUCCCAUAAGGUCAUUUUCAUAACGUUUCAAGCUCAUCUAAAGGGGGAAAAAUUAAUCAUGAACUUAUCGGAGUCUGUUUGGCUCUGGGAAGAGCCGUGGAACCUCAGCAGAGCGGAGGAGGAAGAUGACCAGAAACUUUUAUUCGGGAUCGGCACGGAUAAUUUCAUCACGCUGCUGGUUUUCGGGCUCAUCUUUACGCUCGGCGUGCUGGGCAACUCCAUGGUGAUCACCGUGCUGGCCCGGAGCAAACCGGGGAAACCACGGAGCACCACCAACAUAUUCAUCCUCAACCUGAGCAUAGCAGACCUGUCCUACCUGCUCUUCUGCAUCCCUUUCCAGUCCACCAUCUACAUGAUGCCGACGUGGGUUCUUGGCGCCUUCAUUUGCAAAUUCAUCCACUAUUUCUUCACCGUGUCCAUGCUGGUGAGCAUCUUCACUCUGUCUGCCAUGUCCGUGGACCGGUACAUUGCCAUCGUGCACUCCAGAAAGUCCUCUUCUAUCCGGGUGGCGAAGCAUGCCUUGAUCGGGGUGGUGGUGAUUUGGAUACUCUCUCUGGCCAUGGCUGCGCCCGUCAUGUAUUACCAGAAUAUUUUUCACAGAGGGGAGAAUCACACCUUCUGCUGGGAAGUGUGGCCAGAUCAAAACCAGAAGAAAAUCUAUGUCGUUUGCACGUUUGUUUUUGGUUAUGUGUUGCCCCUGCUGCUGAUUUCCUUCUGCUAUGCAAAGGUUUUAAAUCACUUGCACAAAAAGCUAAGAAAUAUGUCCAAAAAGUCAGAGGCAUCAAAGAAAAAGACAGCUCAGACGGUCCUGGUGGUGGUAGUGGUGUUCUGCCUCUCUUGGCUCCCUCAUCACGUUGUACACCUGUGGGUGGAAUUUGGGACCUUUCCGCUGAACCAGGCCUCCUUCGUGUUACGGGUGGCUGCUCACUGCCUGGCGUACAGCAACUCAUCUGUCAACCCGGUCAUCUACGCCUUCCUGUCGGAGAACUUCAGAAAAGCUUACAAGCAGGUGUUCAAAUGCCAGAUUGGCACCAGUGACUCCCCGCUCAACGACAUCAAGGACAUCCGCAGCAAAGCGGACACUCCACCCUCGACUAACUGCACCAACGUCUGAUUGUGGUGUCGAUGGUGACAUGAAAAUGAAUUACGGCUACUGUCACACUGAAACUCAAUGUAAAGUCAAAGUGACAGAGCCAUCAGACAUGAGUGGGUACGUGGAUUUUUUUUGAUGUAGGUAAGUAUGGUUGCUUGGAUAUUGCUACAGCUGCACUGUUCCACAUAAGCGCUGUUCAUUAAGGACCAGAGGAGAUAAAGCCACUGUGUCUGCAGGGCAUCAUUACUCCCUCUUUGAUCAGUCUCUGUCUCCCUCUUUCAUCAUAAAAACCUGUGGAGUCUGAAACUCAGGAAGAUGAUCCUCUCUAAAGUGAAACUCAUUUUGACUGUAGACGGUGUCACAUCAGAGUAUAUUUACAAGACAAUGCAUUAAAGAUCAGAGGUCAUUUUACUUACAGACUUCAGAAGUAUUCAAAUUGGUAGACCUUUUUCAAGAUCAUUAUUGCAUUGUAUUUAGUCACAGCAUUAUCACCUGUUGAAGUAAAACUGUUGUUUGAAUGUGUCGUUGGUGGUUGGUGGGAUAUGCGUUCAGUUUGGUUAACCUGAUGUAGGGGCUGGAGGCAGCAAGUCUCUAUGAAAAGAGAAGAAAUGCAGCUCCUGGUAACUCCAAAAUAGUCGUAAAUGUACAUGUAAUGAAUUCAGGCGAUUAACAUGUGGUGAAGACCAUACAGCUGAAUACUGCUAUCCAUUUCAGAGUUGGAGGGUGUGUGAGCGGGACCCUGGAAACCGGUUUCACAAAGAUGGGCUCUUACUAAUGGUUAGACCUCAGAUAGAUUUCUAAAUUAAUCCAUUGCACAAAGCUGUCUGACUAUUUGAAAGAUGACUAAAUUGCCAAAAACUCUGGGUAAAUUAAAACUUUUUUCAAACUAAAAAAUAUGACUGACUGAGCCACCACAUCCAUCUGCUCUGCUCCCCUCACUUCAGCAGAACAUUUUUGCCCUAACGGAGAAAUUCAGCAGAGGCAAGGACAUUUUACUGGGUAAUUAAGUCAGCUUGUAAUACAGAAAAUUCGAGUGGCCUGAAAUCUCAUCACGCCAGGGCCACACCGCCUGCGGAAGCACUGCGAAUAGCCUCGAAGCGCCGAGAAGUGAAGGCAGUUUCCUUUCGGCGCCCAUGUUAACCGACUGUGUCAGCCACACUGGCCGCUCCGCGCCGGGAAGCUCCGCGGCAGGCUCUCGAUUUGCAGCGAUCAGUUCUGCGUCUGGUCUAUUUUCUGCACGAGCCGCGAGCGAAUGUGUCAAGCCAGGCAGUGAAAAACAACAGCU
This is a messenger RNA of Epinephelus lanceolatus (giant grouper), 2647 nucleotides long. RefSeq names its product galanin receptor type 1-like. Gene Ontology annotation, molecular function: galanin receptor activity. NCBI's taxonomy places the organism in Eukaryota, Metazoa, Chordata, Actinopteri, Perciformes, Serranidae. Gene Ontology annotation, cellular component: plasma membrane. Gene Ontology annotation, biological process: negative regulation of adenylate cyclase activity; G protein-coupled receptor signaling pathway; positive regulation of cytosolic calcium ion concentration. The record is from RefSeq and is a predicted model, not a curated record.